GGGAAGAGCUGCGGGAGGAAAAGUCACGUGACUCCUCUCCACGCCCCUUCUUUGGCCUGGCAACAGCGCGCGCACGGGACGAUAGGCUAGUGACGUCACCGAAAAAUGGUGAGACCGCGCACAAAUACGGAAUUUCAGCUACUGUGCUAACACCGGAAGUCCGCGACACAUAAUUGGCAGUAACGGCAAAAAUCAGCUCCAGCAAUAGCAACAUAUGAAAAUUACAUCCACAUGGCUCAUAUUACUCUAUGAUUGGUCAUCAUUUUACACCGGCUGAGAUUUGCACCUGUCUCUGUAUAUUAGGCUGGGCACUGAGUGCCAGUUGGGCUGUGGACAUGUAGUGUGGAUCUGAAAUCUAAAGUGCCUAAAGUGCAACAAUGAAAAAGAAGUCAGAAUCCAAGAGUGUCGGCCCUGUGAGAGAAGAGGAGUCUUCUCCAUGGAAUGGGAUUACCCUCAAUAGAUGUCUAGCUGUUGCUGCUAUUGCCGCCCUUCUGAGUAUGGGUUUUCAGGUGCUGCAAGAUGCUGUUGAUGAUGAUGACCUAGCAGAUGUAGAAGCUGAAGCCUGGACUCAACCCGAUCAAAGUGAUGAACUUGCAGAGCCAUGGGUUUUUGAAGCCUGGUUUGGUUCAUCGAAAGCAGAAUUGCCUGAAGUGGAGCAACCAGGAUCUCCUGAUAUUGAAGAACCAGACCUUCCAAUAGAGGAAGAAGAAGAGCCACCACCUGUAGUUGAAGAACAGGAACUAACCAUAGAAGAAGUAGCUGAAACAACUGAAACUGACGAAGAAUCACCACACUUUAAGAAAACAGAGGAAAGAAAAGACAGUGAAAAACUAAAUGGACAAUGGGGGAUAAAGCCCAAAAGCAAAUACAUGGAAGCCAAAGUCGGCAAGAUAAAAAUAGCAACUGAGGAUGAUUCUCAGAGAAGGGAUAUAUUUCCGUUUCAUAAGAAACCAAAAGAACUAAUCAAGUCUUUUGAAGAUGCCAAAGACAAGUCAUACAAAGAAAAAAGUUACCAGAAAAAAUAUGAUGAAAAGAAACAUGAUCACUCAAAGAAACAGGAUUUUGGAAAGCCAUACAAAAAUCAAAAAGAGGAGCAACAUAAAUAUGUCAAACAAGACAAGGGGAGAAAAGUUGAAAAGGAAUAUAAGGGAAAUAAGCAAUAUCCCCAGGACAAGGAAUACAAGAGGAAACAUGAUUCACGAAAUUAUGGUUAAUGCUUCUUAGGAGCACAUUUAUUAAGACCAGCGUCUUAAUAAGGCCCUGUGCGCCAGCCUCUACAUAAC
Bufo bufo (common toad) is the source of this 1283-nucleotide messenger RNA. RefSeq names its product junctional sarcoplasmic reticulum protein 1-like. The record is from RefSeq and is a predicted model, not a curated record. The transcript is spliced from 5 exons. NCBI's taxonomy places the organism in Eukaryota, Metazoa, Chordata, Amphibia, Anura, Bufonidae. Bases 378 to 1214 code for a protein of 278 amino acids.